UGUGCUGCUACCACUUCCUGUGUUAAAUGAUUGCUCAACUUAAAGGCAGACAGUGUUCCUAAGAAUAGGUUCAGUUCAGUUUGUCAAGAUGGCUGCAGAUACUGUCGCUGCGCCACGUUUGAGCUUGAAUGUGAGAUAUAACAGAAACGUUGAAGAGAACAGCGGAGAGGAAGAGGAGAAGCAGGUGGAGAUCUUAGAGGAUGAAGAGGAUUACGCUGAACUCGAGCCACAAAGAGCCAGACCACACAGUCCUGCAGCCAGCAACAGAAGGAGCUUCAGAGCUACUGCAGUGGCUCUGGGAGGGUUUUAUCUUCUGGUAUUGGCUGGACUCUUCAUUCGCUUCACGUUGCUGCAGACCAGAUACGACCAACUGAGCACCAACUACAGACAGAUCCAGAGGAAAGUUUCCAACAUAUCCGUCGAAAAAAGUCAGUUACAGGAUGAAGUAAAGGAGCUGAAGUGCAGAAUUAAAGAGAAGCUGUGUCCUGACGGAUGGACGGGUUUUGGAUGCAGUUGUUACUUUAAAUCUAAGAAGGAGGACUAUUGGUAUGGACGUAGAGAUGACUGUGAGCAGAGAGGAGCACAUCUGGUCGUCAUAAACAACGAAGAGGAACAGAAGUUUGUAACUGAGCUGAGUAAGGAUGGACAGUACUGGAUUGGUCUACAGAAGGAACAGAGCCAAGGAGAACAGAACCCAGGAGAAUGGAAAUGGGUCGACGGAUCACCGCUGACAGAAACGUUCUGGGCAUCAGGACUGCUUCACAAUGGUGGUAACUUUAACGCUGCAACAUGCUGCGAUCAACAAGGAAAGUGGACACAAAGAAGAUUUAAUGACUAUAAGAAGUGGAUCUGUGAGAAAAAGAUUCUCUGAAUUCUGUGAUGACAGAGGGGUGUGUAGUGUUGGGAUCAGCUUUGUCAAAUCAGACUGGUCUGCAGCCAUUUGAAACCAGAAGGCCACAAAUGUGGUUGGGACCUAAGCCUAAAGGGUCUUACAAAUGUCAACACUACAAUCAUUGUACAAAUGUAUUACAGACCAAAACCGUUGGUGAUGUUGUAUCUCAAAAACUAUUUACCAUUAAUCAUUUCAUAAACUGUAACACUGUAUUUGUUAUAUAUAGACUGGAAUGCCCUGACUCCAAAGUGUUUUAUAUAGGAAGAACAAAGAGACGUCUGCAGGACAGAUUGGCUCAACAUAAAUAUGCAAUCCGCACAGGCAACAUGAACUAUUCCAUGGCGAGGCACUACAGGGAACACCAUUAUAGUGACCCAUCUACCGUACAGGCCUGUGGGAUUGAUCAUAUACCCCUGUCAAUAACGAAAGGGGACAGGUAAAAACAACUAAACCAAAGAGAAAGUUUCUGGAUUGACAAACUGCAGGCCACUAGCCAUCUAGUGGUCUUUGUAUAAUUCUACAACCAUAAACCAGCCGGCUUCUGAUUGGUGGUUUGAAAGCUUAUAAGAAAGUCUUUUCCUGUUUUUAAAAAUUGUUGACGAAGGCUUGUGUGGCGAAACACGUCGGAGUUGUUUUUAAAGGUUUAAGAUGACUAAACCAUAACAAUAAAGGCUUUUUGAUUUUU
Molecule: messenger RNA, 1577 nt
Organism: Perca fluviatilis (European perch)
Lineage: Eukaryota; Metazoa; Chordata; Actinopteri; Perciformes; Percidae
Product: CD209 antigen-like protein E
Exons: 7
Coding region: 89-871 (260 amino acids)
Source: RefSeq, a predicted model, not a curated record